Messenger RNA from Linum trigynum, 1152 nucleotides. Lineage: Eukaryota; Viridiplantae; Streptophyta; Magnoliopsida; Malpighiales; Linaceae. The record is from the annotation of a GenBank genome assembly.
AUGGCAUCUCCGUACAACCCAGAAAGAGUCGAUAGAGGUAGCAAGGAGAAAGAUCGCGAGGAUGAACACAAUGAUAGAUCAGUUGAUGAGGAACUUAGCAUCACAACAGUGAAGGUUGGGUAUCUCAUGAAGCAUUCUCGUCAAAAAGAUUUUGCUAAGAGAGGCACCUUCCCUGAUGGUGUAACUCCAAACGGAUUGCUGUUUCAGCGCUUGUCUUUUGAGAAACCCCUGCUACCUCAAUUAGAAGAUGUUGACAUAAUUUUGCAUAAAGCAACAGAUGAAAUCAUCUCCGUUGAUUUACGUGACUCUACAGAAUCAUCAAAUGCUAUCACUUACACAAAAGGAAUGCAAGAAUUGAAAAGAUAUAUGGAGCAGCAUGUUGAAUGCUGUGUAAUCGAUCCACUUGAUAAAAUAUAUCCUGUUGUGGAUAGACUGAAAAUACAACAAAUUCUGAAUGGGUUAGAGGAUCUUCCCAAAGGACGCUGCUGCUGCAUUAGAGGGCCCAAUUUCCUAAAGGUUGAUGACUUCAAUGACCCUGAGAUGGAUCAAAGACUAUCUGCUGCGAAAUUAUCCUUCCCGAGUAUAGUGAAACCCCAAGUUGCUUGUGGUGUUGCUGAUGCUCAUAGCAUGGCGAUUGUCUUUAAAUCUGAAGAUUUUAAGAACCUAAGUGUUCCUCUACCAGCAGUUGCUCAGGCAAGUAUGGACAUUUUAGCUGCUUUUGAAUAUGUAAACCAUUCAUCAAGGUUGUUCAAGAUUUAUGUCAUUGGCAAGAAAGUUUUCUAUGCCGUUAAGAGGUCUGUACCAAAUGCUGAUAUAUUGACGAAAAUGGCAAUUGAAAAUGGGAGUUCACCUUUAAUCUUUGACAGCUUGAAAUCAUUACCGACUAGCACAGACAGCUUGCACGGUGGGGAGUCCUCCAGGGCCACUUUGGACCACUUUGAUAUUGAUUUAGUCACAGAUGCUGCAUAUUGGUUAACCAGAAAGCUUCACCUUACUGUCUUUGGCUUUGAUGUUGUUGUUCAGGAAGGCAGCAAUGACCAUGUCAUUGUGGAUGUAAAUUACCUUCCAUCAUUUAAGGAAGUGCCGGAUGACAUUGCCAUACCAGCCUUUUGGGAUGCGGUAAGAGAGAAGUUUGAAUCCAUGAAAAUCUGA